GUUGGGCGGGAUCUUACCUUGAGUGCAAGUAAAGGGAAUAAAUCAGCCGUUCAAACUAGCUAAUAUUUACGAACGGUCAUGUAGCUAAUAUUGAUGAUGGAUUAUCGAAAAUUAUUUAACGGUGGAUACGGAGACAGAAACUCUGAUCAUCACUAAACACAACAUCAGGGCCGGCAACCUCUUAUUUCCACUGUAGGUGUACUACCAGUGUACCUGUGGGGUCACCAUGUCUCUCGCUCAGAGAGUCCUCCUCACCUGGAUCUUCACCCUGGCCUUCCUCAUCAUGCUCGUCCUCAAACUAGAUGGCAAAGUCCACUGGAACUGGUUCCUCACCUUUCUACCCGUAUGGAUCUUCGACGGCAUCCUCCUCCUCAUGUUACUCGUCAAGAUGGUCGCCAGGUGUAAAGCGGGUCACGACCCUCGUAACGGCUCCCAGGACCUGAAGAAGAAGGCCUGGUACCUGGCGUCCAUGCUGCUGAAGCUGGGCUUCUGUCUGACGCUGUGCGCCCGGCUGGAGAAGCUUACCCAUAUCAAGCUCACCUUUGUGUGUAUUCCUCUAUGGUGCAUGUUGCUGGGAGCCAUGGUGGAGCUGGGCUAUAACAUCUUCCCUGAGAGGAGAGAGGCAUGAGAGAGGGAUUGAGGAGAAUGGAAAGGAGGAGGCUCUUCAGAGAAGGCUGGAAGGAACACACACAAACCUAAUUCUUUAGUGUGGUUAUUUCAGCUGUUUGCAAAAUCACAAACUCUCCUUCAUUUGUUAUGACAUGAAGUGUUAUCCCGUUGACCAAGCUUUGCUCUCGUGCCAACAGUACUGCUUAUCAGAGAACAGAUCAGAGACUGUGCCUUCAGGAGGUUAUAAAACGGAUGUAAAUGGUACAGGUCAUGUAGAUGUCAGAUAAACUAAUACAAUCUAGCAAAGACAUGUCACAUUGCUAGCUAAGGAUUUCCGGACAUUUUCCUUGACGUCAGCAUCUUUUGUGUUGUAAAAUCUUUCAUACUUUGUGGGACGACAAAUGAUUGUCGUAGUGUUUGGAAGACGGGGCUCUUCCUAUGUAAAGCCAUUCAGUUUAAAUGUGAUCUACCUGUAGUGUUACUGUCUCCUUUUAAUUUUCACAUCAAUCUGCAUAUUAUUUAUUAUUUUCCUUUCAGUAUUGUGUGAAUAAAUGGAUGUUACUAUUGUUCCAAACUAAAA
Molecule: messenger RNA, 1189 nt
Organism: Oncorhynchus tshawytscha (Chinook salmon)
Lineage: Eukaryota; Metazoa; Chordata; Actinopteri; Salmoniformes; Salmonidae
Product: transmembrane protein 60
Exons: 2
Coding region: 227-628 (133 amino acids)
Source: RefSeq, a predicted model, not a curated record